Messenger RNA from Aspergillus bombycis, 1110 nucleotides. Its product is annotated as endonuclease/exonuclease/phosphatase family protein. The record is from RefSeq and is a predicted model, not a curated record. The transcript is spliced from 2 exons. The coding region runs from base 1 to 1110 and encodes 369 amino acids. Gene Ontology annotation, cellular component: PML body; cytoplasm. Gene Ontology annotation, biological process: double-strand break repair. Gene Ontology annotation, molecular function: single-stranded DNA binding; 5'-tyrosyl-DNA phosphodiesterase activity. NCBI's taxonomy places the organism in Eukaryota, Fungi, Ascomycota, Eurotiomycetes, Eurotiales, Aspergillaceae.
AUGGCUCAAAGUCCAAUCUCCAUCGGGAAGCGCUUCCAGGAGUUGUCUACAACAGCGCCCCUCGCCGUUGACUUGCCAAACCCGCAACCAUACUACAGCUACAACCAAACCACCCAGGCAUGGAACCCGGUCCAAACAGACACCACCGCGGAACCUACAAUCACAACAAGCACCAGCACAGCUCCCCUCAAAGCUCUCACCAUAACAACCUGGAAUAUCGACUUUCAGGAGCCCUGCAAGGCAGAGCGGACUCAAGCUGGCCUAAACUAUCUUGCAAAGAUUGUACUCAAGUCCAGAGACGAUAACAAUAAAGAUGUAGCACCAAUAAAUAUAAUCUUCCUGCAAGAGAUGGUUCUCAGAGACCUAACCAUCAUCCAACAGACCAAAUGGGUCCAGGAUCACUUCUUCAUCACUGAUCUCAGCAUUACACACUGGAGAGGCUCCUACGGAACAACAACACUGAUCGACAAGCGGUGUCAUGUGCAGCGGGUGUUUAGGGUCCCGUAUGCCACGUCCAGGAUGCAGAGAGAUGGGCUUUUUGUGGACUUGCAUUGCUUCCAGGGUCAAGAGGAAGGGGGUGGUGAUGAGAUUGGAACCCUCCGUCUCUGCAACACCCACCUCGAAAGUCUCCUCUCCAACCCCCCAAUCAGACCCAACCAAAUUCAUCUCGCCUCGCAAUUCAUGCAUGGCUCUGGACCAGGAGAGACAAACUUACCCACUCCACACGCGGCAAUAUUAGCAGGUGACCUUAACGCCUUUGCACCUGAGGAUCUCGCCGCACCGAAUGAGAGUGGGCUCCGUGAUGCGUUUCUGGUUCUUGGCGGGGAGGAUGGCACGGAGGAAAGCUUCACAUGGGGUCAGCAGAUUCCCGAUUGGCUGAGGGACAAGUAUGGAUGUUCUCGUAUGGACAAGGUUUUGUUUUGCGGUGGGUUGGAGGUGGAGGGGCUGGAGCGGAUUGGAGCCGGGGAGACGGUUUGGAUCGAGUAUCCCGAAGUGAGUGAUGGGGAGAGUGACGAUGAAAAAGGGCAGGAAAUGUGGAUUACGGAUCAUUUGGGAUUAUCCGCUAAGUUUAGAAUUACGUGCUUCGGGAGGAAGGAGACUGCAUGCUGA